UUAUUCCGGUCAUGCAAAGAAAGAUAACGGGGUGAGCAGCCUGUGCAUUAGACAUACUACUGUGCUCUGGUAGUAGCGUGUCGUUUGGAUUAACUGCUACUCUCAAUCAAAAGUGUCCCGUGGUGUCUUCCUACACGAUAAUCAUUCGUUCGCUUUGCGUAUCGGUAAUACGCUCCGCCUGAGCAGUGCAUGACGCUACAAGUAAAUUCUAGGGUCUGGGUUUCUACUGGAUGUGAAGGAGGGCUUGAAGCCAAGCCCGCCCUCUCGAGACGUAGUUCGUGCUUGAACUGCCUUCUCAAGAGCUUUACACGUAAAUGCAAGACGGAAUAACCCUCAGUGCCCUGCGGAACUGCGCGGUGCACGUCGAAGAAAAGUGACCAUGAAGUGACAAUCCGACGCUCGCCGAUUAUCACCGACCUGUCCAUGGUUAUCGCGGUGAAACGGUAGUGAGUGUUCCCCAUCCCUUGCCACUCAAGAAGAAGACGCAGAAGCCGAAAAGCUGAAGACCAGAACGAGCUAGUGAAGUCGGAUCUUGCCAUGCCAACCGCGGAUGCAGAGCCGGGCAUCGGCACGGAGCCUCUAGCCCCGGUCUCAGAGAACCAACCCCAGGGUGAACGCGCAGUGAGUGUGCUGUGGUCGUUUGGGAAAUGCCUGGGUGCUCUGCUACCAGUGUACCUGGCCGGAUAUUACGGCCUCAGCGUCAGCAUUGUUCUAUUCGGUCUGGUGAUCUACAUGGGAUGGAAACACGGGCGACAAGAGAAAGUGAUGAGGCUCAAGUCUGCUAUGUACCUCCUGGACAACGAGAGGGAAUUCACCACUCAAACGGUUUUCAGAGCCAAAAGAGAUUUGCCUCCCUGGGUGAGUACUGACACCCCCUCUGUUAGGGUCAUUCUCUGCAGAAUCCUGCAGCAGGCUUGGCCCUUUAUCGGCCAGUAUCUGGAGAAGUUACUUGUGGAAAUCAUUGCUCCUGCCAUCCGUACUUCCAGCAUUCAUCUGCAGACUCUGAGCUUCACCAAGGUUAACAUAGGCGACAAGGCGCUGAAGGUGGCUGGCGUAAAGGCUCAUACGGAAAAUGAUAAGAGACAAGUUAUGUUGGAUUUGUACUUAAGCUAUGCCGGUGAUGUUGAGAUCAAUGUUGAAAUCAAAAAGUACUUUUGCAAAGCUGGAGUAAAAGGAGUCCAGCUUCACGGGAUGCUGCGUGUGAUCCUCGAGCCUCUGAUUGGAAACAUACCGCUGGUUGGAGCUGUCACAAUGUUCUUCAUUCGCAGGCCUAAACUGGACAUCAACUGGACUGGACUUACCAACCUCUUAGAUAUCCCUGGAUUGAAUGCCAUGUCGGACACUAUGAUAAUGGAUGCAAUUGCCUCCCACCUGGUGCUCCCCAAUCGUCUCACUAUUCCCUUGGUGGCCGACCUGCACGUUGCGCAGCUCCGCUCCCCUCUCCCAAGGGGAGUCGUGCGUAUUCACCUGCUGGAGGCUGAGGACCUGACCGCCAAGGACACGGUCAUCAAGGGCUUAAUCGAUGGGAAGUCAGACCCGUACGCUGUGCUGCGUGUUGGAACCCAGAUUUUCACCUCUCAUCACGUCGACAGCAACCUGAACCCGCAGUGGAGGGAGAUGUAUGAGGUGAUUGUCCAUGAAGUACCUGGUCAGGAGUUGGAAGUGGAAGUAUUUGACAAAGACCCAGACCAGGAUGACUUCCUGGGGAGGGUCAAAAUUGAUCUUGAUAUUGUAAAGAAGGCCAGAGUUGUGGAUGAUUGGUUCGAUCUGAGGGACGUCGCAUCUGGCAGUGUUCACCUCCGGCUUGAGUGGCUCUCUCUGCUGUCCUCUGCUGACAGACUGACUGAGGUGAUUGCGAAGAACCAGAAUUUGACCAGUAAGGUGGCUGAACCUCCGUCUGCUGCCAUCCUAGCUGUCUAUCUCGAUCAGGCUUAUGAGCUGCCUAUGAGAAAAGGUAAUAAGGACCCAAGCCCGAUGGUACAGAUUUCUGUUCAGGAUAAAACUAAAGAGAGCAAGACUUGCUACGGUACAACCAGCCCAGUGUGGGAAGAUGCUUUUACCUUCUUCAUUAAGGAUCCUCACAAACAAAAUAUCGACAUUCAGGUAAAAGAUGACGACCGAGCUCUGUCCUUGGGCAGUCUAAAAAUCCCUCUGGCCCGUCUUGUCGGGGUGCCCGAGCUCACCAUGGAUCAGUGGUUCCAGUUGGAGAAUUCGGGUUCAGCCAGCCGCAUCUUCAUCAAAAUCGUGCUGAGGGUUGGUAUUUCACAUACACAAAUACUUAAGCACUUAUUUUGUGCACAGACUUUAAUGGCCAAGGACAACUUUAUGGGUGGCAUGGUGAAGGGGAAGAGCGACCCCUACGUGAAGAUUCGUGUCGGGGGUAUAACCUUCCGCAGCCACACCAUCAAAGAGAACCUCAACCCUGUCUGGAACGAACUCUACGAGGUUAUUUUGACCCAACUUCCAGGUCAAGAAAUCCAGUUUGAGUUGUUUGAUAAGGACAUUGAUCAGGAUGACUUCCUGGGAAGGUUCAAACUCAGCCUACGAGACAUCAUCAGCGCACGAUACACCGAUACGUGGUACACUCUAAAUGAUGUGAAGUCUGGUCGAGUUCACCUGAUGCUGGAGUGGCUGCCGAGGGUCUCCGACCUCUCCAGACUGGAGCAGAUCCUGCAGUACCAGUCCCUGCAGUCUUUCCAAAACAAGGUGGUGCCGUCAGCCGCUCUGGUGUUUGUGUACGUGGAGCGUGCCCACGGCCUUCCGCUGAAGAAGAAUGGAAAGGAGCCAAAAGUUGGAGCUGAGAUUAUCCUUAAAAAUGUUUCAUACAAAACCAAGGUCUCUGAGCGCUCCACGUCCCCUCGAUGGGAUGAAGGCUUUCACUUUUUGAUUAGUGACCCCAGAAGUGAAAUACUCACAGUCAAGCUUUCCCACAGCUGGGGCCAGGCUCUCGGCUCUUUGACACUUCCUCUGAGGGAGGUGCUGGCUGAGACAGACUUGGUUCUGGACCGCUGGCUCAAUCUGGAUGGAGCGCUGCCAGAGAGCCAGAUACUGUUGAUGGUCAUACUGAAGAUCCUGGACACUCAGCUGGCAGUGUGUCGUGGGGCUGUAGGGGAGGGAGGUGUCGAUUACGUCAUCCCUAAAUGGGAUCCUUCUCACCUGGACCUCAGACACAGACCUGGAUUCUCCAUAGCAUUGGUAGCGCGUUCCAAGGAUGGCGCAGACCCGUAUAUUUCCUUCAUCCUGUUGCCUGACAAGAAGGCUACCACCAAGAGGAAAACUGUGACCAAGAAGAAAGACCUCAGCCCAGAAUUCAAUGAGAGGUUUGACUUUGACUUAUCAGUCGAGGAAUCCUCUCAGAGAAGACUGGACCUGUCUGUGAAGAACAGUGUCUCUUUCAUCAGCCGAGAGAAGGAGCUUAUCGGCAAGUUGCAGCUGGACCUGGACCAAAUUGACCUCAAGACGGGUGUCACACAGUGGUACGACUUGGCAGCAGAGACCAACUAAAAGAAUCGAUGCCUGAUCCUCAGGCUUCUACUUUCAAACAUAAGCAUUGCUUCUGUGAUCUGUGAUUUGUGCGUGUGUGUAUAUUCAGCUUAAAUGGAAAUUUCCACCAUCAAUGGAGAAAAAAAUGAUGACAUAUCUGUUCCAGAAAAACACAGUCCAUCAGUAUUUAUGAGCAAAACUUUACUUGUCGCUAAAUAUUCGUGACGUGAUAACUGUGCUGAAUCCAUUCUGUCUCAGGCAGAUAUUUAAGCUGAAUAAAUAUUUGAUAAUAACGCAACUAUGUUGCUCGACAAACCAAGGUUAUGUGUGUUUAAAGCAUGCAAAAAAGUCCUCUUGCAUUUUAGCUUUAAAAGGGCUUAUAUAUUUGUCCAAUUUCCAAAGGUACGACGACAUUUUAUGGAUCCAACAAAACGGAAAAACAUUUAUUUGAAUUUUAUUUUUUACUGUCUCCAAACAGUUCCUGUUAUGGCUUUGCUUAUGUGAGUUUAUAUUACUGCCAUAAGUAUUUCAAAACUGUGCACAGUUCGUCAGUGUUUAAGAAAUAUGUUCCAGAUGAAGUUUUAUAUGUUUUAACCAGAACUUUCUGAAUGUUCAUUUUUUAAAUCAAAGUGUUACAAGCCUUCACCGUCAAAUUACCACUGAGAACAGAGGUACGAUACCGUACGCAGUCUUAAUCACUGUGCUUUUACCAAGAGAAAACUUUGUAGAUGUUUUGUCCAGAGCUCCUUUGUGUUUUUACGUGUUUGUAGUCCUAAAUGCAAAUGGCUGAUGGCUUACAGUCAUGUUUAUGCUUUAUUUUUACACGCAAAACCCUUUUUGACCUCACGAGAAGCAGAUUAUUGUAUACAUGUUCCGGGACAGCUUCCAUGUCCCAUCAUGUCUCACCUCACUGCAGACACUUAGACACUGAUUUGUGGUAAAGGGUGAAAAAAACCAGAGUGUCAGAAGUAAAAAGGAAAACUGCUGUGCUUUGAUAAUUUCAACAUAUCAUCAUGCAUCUGCUAAAGCUGCUGAUUAAACUUUGCACUCCUGUGAAUCCA
Neolamprologus brichardi is the source of this 4544-nucleotide messenger RNA. The record is from RefSeq and is a predicted model, not a curated record. NCBI's taxonomy places the organism in Eukaryota, Metazoa, Chordata, Actinopteri, Cichliformes, Cichlidae.